This is a messenger RNA of Chroicocephalus ridibundus (black-headed gull), 985 nucleotides long. It is a transcript of the gene ENTR1, whose product is annotated as endosome associated trafficking regulator 1. The record is from RefSeq and is a predicted model, not a curated record. Gene Ontology annotation, biological process: positive regulation of cilium assembly; positive regulation of protein localization to cilium; regulation of cytokinesis. Lineage: Eukaryota; Metazoa; Chordata; Aves; Charadriiformes; Laridae. The transcript has 7 exons. Bases 58 to 939 code for a protein of 293 amino acids. Gene Ontology annotation, cellular component: early endosome; centrosome; ciliary basal body.
CCCGCCCCGCGCUCGGUGGCCGCCCCGCCUCGGCCCGCUCCGCCACCGGGGGUGGCUAUGGCGGCGGGGGGGCUGCCGGCGGCGGGAUCGGCUGAGCCCAACCCUUUCUCCUUCCACGAGUUCGUCCGCAGCAAGGCCCGGAGCGGCGAGGAGGCGGGCGACGCUCGACAGGCGGCGCGGCCCGGCCCAAGCCUCGGCCCUCUCUUGUUCCCAGAUCCGGCGCCGCUUGGAGAGGAGGAGGAGGAGGAGGAGGAGGAGGAGGAAUGGAGCGGGAGCUACCGGCCCUUGGCCGUGGAGCAGGCCCACCUCGCCCCUCUGGGCCCUGCCUCGCCCUCCACCGACUCCUUCUUCUGCGAGGGCACGGGGCUGGCGGGCAGCGAGGACCCGAGCGUGGCCUCCCUCAGAGCCCCCCCGGGACCGGGCUUCUACUCCCUGCGGCAGCCCAGUUACGAGGAGCUAAAAGAAGAGAAUGCCAGUUUGAGAAGCAAGAUCAAUAAGCUUCAGAUUUUCUCUGAAACUCAAGCAGACAAGAUGAGGAAGCUUGAAAGAAAGCUUGAGGAAAAUAAAAUUAAAGAAGAAAAAGAAGCGCAGGAUUUGGAAGCAAUGGUGCAGCAUGUGGAACAAAAUCUCCAGCUGAUGACUAAACGGGCUGUUAAAGCAGAAAACAAUGCCACAAAACUGAAACAGGAGAAUGCACUACUUCAGGUUCAGCUGAAAAAUUACAAGACGGAGAAUGAAGCCCUGAGGUCGGGGCAGUCGGCGAGCCUGGCCGCAGUGAAGCAGAACGCAGACCUCGCCUUGCAGAACCUCCUCACCAUCAUAACGAACUCCCGGUCGUCCAUAAAGCAGCUGGUGUCUGGAGCUGAAUCCCUGCAGCUGAUCGCCGACCUCCUGAGGUCCAUAGACCGGAUCGCUGAGGUGCCAGAGGACGGACAGUGACUCAAACCAAACGGACUCAAACCCAGAACUUCGCUUUCACUCAGAA